AUGCGUUUCACUCUUUCUUCCGCUGCAGCCCUUUUGGGUCUUGUUGCAUCUUCCACCGCCCAGCGAACCACCGCAUACACCGACCCCAAGACAGGCAUCGACUUUCAGCGCCUGGUCAACCAUGACUUUAGCGUCGGUAUCGCUGUCCCCGAGACCCUGGGCACAGACCUGAUCGCCCAGCUUGUCGUCCCCGUUGCGAAAGAAGGAUGGGGAGGUAUCUCUUUCCGAGGCGGUAUGGUUAACGGUCUUCUCUUCGUCGCUUGGCCCAACGGUGAAGACAUCGUUACCAGCUUCCGUUUGGCUGGCUCGUACGCUAACCCUGACACGUACACCAACACUACUGUCAAGGCGACGCCUAUUCCUGAGGGUACUUUUGUCAACAGUACUCAUUUCUCGUACACCUUCCUCUGUGAGGGAUGUGUCGUGGAAAAGGUUACUAGCCUUACUGGAGAGUCACCCGUUGUUGGAUACGCUUACUCUACCAUUGCUGUCGACGCUCCUGCUGAGCCCGAGAGUGCCCUCUCUUACCACGGUGCUGGCUUCGGUCAGGGUGGUCUUGACAUCAAGGCUGCUGCAUCUGCCAAGUUUGCUGAGUGGGCUGAGAUGGCCAAGGAGACUACUCCUACACCUCCUGGUGGCGGUGGUGGUGGAAACGGUACCACCCCUGUUCCUGACACCCCUCCUACCACUUCCAACGUCACCUACGAUGUGAUUGUCGUCGGUGGUGGCCCAGCUGGUAUCAUCGCCGCUGAGCGUCUCGCCGAGACAGGAGUCAGUGUUCUUCUCAUCGAGCGUGGCCCUGCCAACACUGUCGCCCUCGGAAACACACAGCAAGCCCUCCCCUGGAACAACAGCCUUACUCCCUACGACGUCCCCGCUCUUGGAAGCAGCAUGGGUAGCAUGUCUGGCACCAAGUUCUGCAGUGACACCGCUUCCACUGCCGGAUGUCUCCUCGGAGGUUCCAGCUCCAUCAACGGUCUCAACUUUAUUCACCCUCCUGAGCGCGACUUCCAGCGCUGGCCUGCAGGCUGGAGCUGGGCUGAUAUGUCGGCUGCCGCUGAGCGUCUAUACGAGCGUAACCCUGGAACAACCCUUCCUUCUGACGAUGGAGAGUACUACGAUGACAUGACAUUCCGUGUCCUCGAGGGUUACCUCAGUGCCAAGGGCUGGAAGGAGGUUGAUUCUAUUGAGCAGCCAAACGAGAAGCACGAGGUUUACUCUCGCUGCUCUUGGUCUAUCAAGGAUAACAUGCGCGCUGGUCCUGCCCGUACUUACAUGCCCUUUGCCAAGGCCCUUCCCAACUUUACCCUCAAGCUUGAGACUAAGGUUAUCCAGCCCAUUCGAUCCGGCAGCAUGAUCACUGGUGUUCUCACCCAAGCUGCCGAUGGUAGCAAACAGAUCAUCAAUGUCAAGGCCGGUGGUAAGGUCGUUCUCGCUGCUGGUGCCAUGUCUACUCCCCGUCUUCUCUGGAACGCUGGUAUCGGCAAGUCUGAUGCUCUUGCCCUCGUCAAGGAGGGCGCUUCUCGAACUGGCGUUACUCUGCCUCCUGCUUCUGACUUUAUUGAUCUCCCCGUUGGUCACCACCUCCAGGAUCACGCUCAGGUCAUGCUCCAGUUCAAGACCAAGAGCAACUUUACCGCGUACAAGUUCAACGACAUUGCUACCAAGCCCGUCCCCUCCGAUUUGGACCUGUACAUGCAAGGUUCCGGUCCCAUCACCCAGGCUGCUCAGCGCAUGCACUUGUGGACUUCUGCCGAGGGCGCUGACGGUCGCGUUCGCUACCUUCAAGGCACAGCUAGUGCCAUGGCCGAUGGUAUCAUCACUGUCCGCACAUUCUUGACCCACGGCACUUCCACCGUCGGAGAGCUUGGUAUCGCUGCUGGAGGAAACACUCUCCUCAAGACAAAGCCCUGGUUGAUCGACCAAGAGGAUCGAAAGGCCAUGGGUGACUUUGUCCAAUACUGGUUGGACCUCGUCAGCGCAAGCAACUCUACCCUCUCUUACAUCACCCCCGGUGCCACCGUUGAUGACAUCCUCGCAACCAAGAUGAUCAGCGGUGAUCACUGGAUGGGCAGCGCCAAGAUGGGUGUUGACGACGGUCGUAAGUCCAACGGAAGCAGCGUCGUGGACCUCAACACCAAGGUCUACGGUACCGAUAACCUCUUUGUUGUCGACGCAAGUCUGCACCCUGAUCUCCCAACAGGAAACACCCAGUCCAUCAUUAUGAUUGCUGCUGAGCACGCUGCUGAGAAGAUUGCUGCUCUCAAGGUUGUCGGUGGAGGUAGCAACUCUACCAUUCCCGAGCCUAUUUCUUCUGCUCCCACACCUGUCCCCACCCCUUCAACAGGUACCAAGUGCAAGCGGGCUAUUCGUCGUGCUGCUCGUAGGUCCAUUGACUUUCGACGACGAUCAGCUUACUGA
Fusarium venenatum is the source of this 2421-nucleotide messenger RNA. RefSeq lists its product as uncharacterized. Lineage: Eukaryota; Fungi; Ascomycota; Sordariomycetes; Hypocreales; Nectriaceae. Gene Ontology annotation, molecular function: FAD binding; oxidoreductase activity, acting on CH-OH group of donors. The record is from RefSeq and is a predicted model, not a curated record.